CUCUACGCGUCUGACGUAACCGAGACGCGUUCAACUGCCGAUUCCUCUCCCCUAAAACUGUACAAGUCCUAAAUUUAGACGGAGCACCAUAAUCGGUCAUGGCCGAUAAUUCCGAGGAAGAAGUGCGAGAGCAACUAAAAGCUGCACUAUGGUUCGCUGUGGGGAAGAUGGUUGACGAAGAGACCCUGAGGAGGAACAGAAAUGUCACUCCCCAGUUUAUCGGCGCUUUGACAGAGAUGGUCUGGGCUCAAAUAGAAAACGUUGCGUUGGAUCUAGAGAACUUUAGUCGUCAUGCAGGACGCACUACCAUCAAUACGGAAGAUGUCCUUCUACUUGCCAGGCGAAAUCAAGAUCUCCACGCCAUCAUCAAAGAUUUCGUAGACAAGCAGAAGGCUUCCAAGGCAAAGAGCAAAUCGAAAAGAUGAAGCUAUCUGUUAUACCUACAGAGGGUUAAGGCCUAGUAGUAAUUCUUAUUCGCAUAUUAGCCCAAGGCGUAAAGAGGUGUGCUUAAGCUACGAUCCCCUGAUAUUAGACCUAACCACAUGUUUACUUCCCAACAUGAGUGGGUGGAUGUCAGUAAGCAAUCGUGCAAUCAUCUACCCAGCCACUAGGGACGAGAAUUGCAGCAAGAGGCAGAGCACGGCGGGGACGCCUACAUAGGCAGAUUUCUACAUGAGCUAGACGUGUCUUAACCAAGAAUCAGCAGACGUUAACUGUAUGUAUAUUGCGGGCGCCUCUUGCUAUACUACAUGAGAAAUCCGUGAUUCCCAUGAGUACGACAUUGAGACUACGGUAGCAUGGGAUGUUCUUAACACGUACAAUAGAUGGAUGAAAAUUGAACACCGUUUAUACU
Molecule: messenger RNA, 853 nt
Organism: Daldinia vernicosa
Lineage: Eukaryota; Fungi; Ascomycota; Sordariomycetes; Xylariales; Hypoxylaceae
Product: kinetochore component CENP-S-domain-containing protein
Exons: 3
Coding region: 99-425 (108 amino acids)
Biological process (GO): replication fork processing; resolution of meiotic recombination intermediates
Cellular component (GO): FANCM-MHF complex; Fanconi anaemia nuclear complex
Molecular function (GO): chromatin binding; protein heterodimerization activity
Source: RefSeq, a predicted model, not a curated record